Messenger RNA from Chara braunii, 2355 nucleotides. The record is from the annotation of a GenBank genome assembly. Lineage: Eukaryota; Viridiplantae; Streptophyta; Charophyceae; Charales; Characeae.
CGGCUGAGGGCGUCAUCAGUCGUCACUUGCCGUCUGCUGUUUGCCGCUGUCUGGGUAGCCGUUACGUUUUGCUGCGUUGUCGUCGUUAGUUGCCCUUGCGAGAACGGUUGUCGUACAUGGCCGACGUGUUCCGCAAGCUGCCGCUGCUCCUCCUCGUAGUGAUUCUGCUUGUCGUUGUCGUCUUUGUUCAGGUGUGCAUAUUGGGGAGGUUGCCUUCACGUAGUCGCAGGAAACGAGGGGCGAGGAAGAGCGUGGUCAUGGACGGGCGGCGGCCGAAUCUUACCACGUUGUCGGACACUUAUCCCAGUCAUCGGCCUGCGAUCUCUACCGGUGUAGACAGAAGGGCGGCAGGUCCGUCACUGCACGAAGGACUCCUGCCUCACUUGCAGCCUCUGGCCGAUUCGGACGAGGGGGAGCCGGACGUAGACGUGUCGAGGACAGUUCUGCUGGGUAGCGGGUCGACCCAGGAAUGGACGGGUAGCCAGUUGUAUGAUCGGCGGGGAACGAAGUACAAGCAAUCGUUCACUUCCCUCCUCCAUGAAGGUGCCGCGGAGGACGAAUGCCUCCCCCCUGUGGAUCUAACAUUUGGCUUGCGGGGCAGGAGCCCAUCGUCCGCCACGCGCACUGUGAUCGUCAACCCUCAUCCCAAUGACGACGCGUGGCAGGUGACAUUGGUCGGCAGGGGCACGAGGGGUGGUACUGCGCCUCAAAAGCCCUCGGAGAAGACGAGGGAGUGUCGUACAGCGCAGGCGACUUGUGGCCCGUCACUUCCACGCAGCACCGGCGGUCGUCCGCAGUGGAUGCACCUCCCCUCUGCGUCGCCCGGGGGCCGCGACGACGUUCGUCGUCCCGUUCAACGGGGUGUCACUCACGAAGACUUCCCUUUCGAGGGCGCGCAUGGAGAUGGCAGGCAUCUAUGGAAGGAGUCGAGGCAGGAGUUACGGCGACAGCAAGAAGAGUCCAUAACGGAAGGUGUGCAGCGAUUACGUGUGGGCGAGCGGGCCGGGCAAGUGGACUGGGCUGGCGGGGGGGGUGACGCUUGGGCAGACGUUGACGGAGUUGAGUGUGACGUUGAGGACAACGACAGCGGUGACGUGUUCCCGUUGCGUGCACCGAACAUGGGUGGCAGGGGCGGCAGAGGCAGGGGUCCGACGAGCACAACGCGGAGGCCAAAGAAGUCGUCGGCAACUUCUGCUGAUGUGGAAGCUGAGGGGGAGGGGGAGGGUGGCAGGAAUUUUUGGUAUGUGGAACACAUGGUGGCCCUGAUAAGGGCGAAGCGGGAUCAGGACGCCCAGUUGCAAGCGUCGGGGCACGCAUUCGCACGGAUGCGGUCGACGGAGUGGAAAUGGGCGGACGUCAGGGAGAGGUUGCUGAAGGGAGGACUUCUUCCAGGUGACGAGUCAACGAGGGGAGAAAAAGGAUUCAACUUCAACAUGGAUCGGGCCGUGUAUGACGAGAUCAAAGGGGCGAGGGAGAGGAGCCACACUAUCAGCCCGACUAAUGUUGCAGACACCGGCGGCGCCGGAGGUGUGCAACUCCCAUCUGCACAGUCGGCGACUCCGGAAUCUGUGGGGGACGGGGAUGCCGGUGGAGAUGGCAACGACGAAGACGACAGCUCAACGCGGGGGGCCUCACAGACGACUGGCAGUCCCGCGGGGUUCGGGAAGAGAAAAAAUGUGCGGCAGCAGACAUUGGAGGCCUUGACUGAGUGCAUGGAGAAGCAUGGGGCGUUGAUGGCGUUAACGAUGGAGAGCGCGAGCAAGAGGCAAUGCGAGACGAUGGAGAGCGCGAGCAAGCGGCAAUGCUCCAUUCAACUUCGGCAGUGUGAAGCUCUGGAAGCGGAGGUGGAGGUCCAAAAGCAACACUGCGCUGCGUCUAAUGAAGUUAGCAAGCUGAUGUCUCAUGCGCUGAUGGAAUUAGCGAAGGCUAUACGAGAGCGGUAGACGGGAACGUCUGGCACAGGGCAUUGCUCGGCUAUGGACGUCAAUUUCUUCUCACGCACAUGUCGUCUUUUUUAGUCGGAUGGUGUUCGUUCGCACUCGUAGUUCAUGUAGUGUCGUCGCCUUGUUUUCGGGUAGUGUUCGUAGAUGACUAGCAGAAUGCCUGUCGUGCGCGUGCUUCUGUCGGUCUGUCCGUCUUAUCCCUGGAGCUCUUCCUUUGUACAUUGUGAACGACCGAGUGCCCGUAUUGUUUUAUUUGUAAUUUUUAAGCUCCGGCCGUCCUUGUAGUGUGCUCGUAAUCGGGAGGUGGUCGAAUGAACCGACCACACUGUGAUGAUGAACGUGGCCGGUAGAGGUUCAUGGAGGACCGUUUGAUUCAAUUCUUUAUCUUGCAAAGUAAAUACAUGGACAAUUU